Molecule: messenger RNA, 4056 nt
Organism: Cornus florida
Lineage: Eukaryota; Viridiplantae; Streptophyta; Magnoliopsida; Cornales; Cornaceae
Product: disease resistance protein RPV1-like
Exons: 8
Coding region: 354-3341 (995 amino acids)
Biological process (GO): defense response; signal transduction
Molecular function (GO): ADP binding
Source: RefSeq, a predicted model, not a curated record
AUCACCUGACAGUGAGACUCUUUCCUCUCUAUUUGGCUCACACUACAUUCUCUUCUCCUUUGUCUGAUCGUCAAUCUAUGAAGUGGCCAAUCCAACUGCUGGAGGGAUUUUUCUUGGGAAAUUACAGUUGAUUCAUGUAUUGAUUGACGAACGAUGAAAGGCGCAACAGAUCAGGUUAGUCACACCAAUAACACCAUAUCAGAUUAGACCUAAACAAAGCAUUGUUUGGUUACCCAAUUGCAAUUUUAAUCUCUCUGUGAAGUGAUCAAUCAUCUAAUACUGGAAAGGAUCUUUCUUCCUCAAUUACAGAUUGUGUAUAGCACUUGUUCGUUGAUCUCCUUGAUCUUUGUUUGAUGGCUGCUAUGGCAUCCUUAGAAGCCUCCUCAACUCGGUGUUCUUAUCAAGUUUUCUUGAGUUUCAGAGGCAAGGACACUCGGAAGACCUUUACCGAUCACCUUUAUAGAGCUCUGCUAAAUGCAGGAAUACACACAUUUAGGGAUGAUGAUGAACUUGAGAGAGGAGAUGAUAUCUCCUCAAGACUAAUAAAAGCAAUCGAAGAGUCGAGGGUUUCAAUAAUUGUCUUCUCAAAAGACUAUGCAUUUUCAACAUGGUGCCUUGAUGAACUUCUAAAGGUCCUUGAACGCAAGAAGAGUGUUGGUCAUGUGAUUCUGUCCGUGUUCUACCAUGUGGAUCCAUCUGAUCUAAAGUCGCUAAAUGGAAGUUUUGGUGAUGCAUUUGCAAAACACGAAAAAAGAUUGGAGUCGAAGUCCAAUGAAGAAAAAGAGAAGGGAAUGGACAAGAUAAAGAGGUGGAAGGAAGCUUUGGGAGAAGUUGCAGGUUUGUCAGCACAUGUUUUAGGAGAGGAUGAAUACGAGACAGAUUUUAUUCAAAAAAUCAUUGAAGAUAUUGGAAACAAAUUGAAUAACAAAGUCUUAUGUGUUUGUCAGUACCCAGUUGGAAUGGAUUCUCGUAUAAAAGACAUUAAUUUGUGGUUACAAGAUGGAUCAAGCAAAGUUGUCAUAAUGACAAUCUAUGGGAUGGGGGGCAUAGGGAAGACGGCCAUUGCCAAAACUUUGUAUAAUCUAAACUUUGACAAAUUUGAAGGUAGCAGUUUUCUUGCAAAUAUAAGAGAAACAUCAAAAGAGCCCAAAGGUUUGGUCAGUUUACAAAAACAACUUCUUUCAGAUAUUUUAAAGGGAAGAAAGGUAAAAAUUAGCAAUGUUGAUAGAGGAAGUGUAAUGAUCAAAGAUCAUAUUUGCUUGAAAAGAGUUCUACUUGUUCUUGAUGAUGUGGAUCAAUUAGAUCAAUUAAAUGCAAUGCUCUCAACAAGGGAUUGGAUUAAAAGAGGAAGUAAAAUUAUCAUAACAAGUAGACAUAAGCAAUUACUGAAGGCACAUGAAUUGUAUGAGACUCACUGUGUUGAGCAAUUAGGGAAUGAUGAAUCGUUACAGCUGUUCAGUUGGCAUGCCUUUGAACAAGACCAUCCCGUCGAAGCUUACAUGGAACAAUCAAUAAAGGUAGUGAAGUAUUGCGGAGGGCUUCCUUUAGCUCUUGAAGUUUUGGGUACUUCUCUAUCUGGAAGAAGUGUAGAUUUGUGGGAAAGUGCAGUAAAGAAAUUGGAAGGAAUUCCUAAUAAAAAGAUCAUAGAAAAGCUCAAAAUUAGCUUUGAUUCUUUAGAAGACGAUCACGACAAAAAUUUAUUCCUCGACAUUGCUUGUUUUUUUGUCGGAAAGAACCAAGAUUUUGUAAUUACAGUACUCGAUGGUUGUGAGUACAGCACAAAAUUUGGGAUUGACAACCUCAUUAAAAGAUGUCUGUUAAAUAUAUACAACAAGAAGCUGACAAUACCUCAGUUGCUACAAGACAUGGGAAGAGAAAUAAUACGCCAAGAAUCACCAAAGGAGCAAUGGAAACGCAGCAGACUGUGGCAUCACGAGGAUGCCUUAAAUGUAUUGAGAGAAAAAACUGGAACAGAAGCCAUUGAAGGUCUCAUCCUCAACUUGCAUGGAAGCAAAUCAUUGGAGCGGCACAGACUAACUUCCACUUUGACAGAGUCAUCUUCCACACCAAAUGAAGAAGACUUGCAAACUGAUGCAUUUUCAACGAUGCACGCUCUAAGACUGCUCCAGCUCAAUAAUGCAAGGCUCGCUGGAAACUACGAAAAAUUUCCUAAGAAGUUGAUAUGGUUGUGUUGGCGUGGGUUCUCUUUGGAAAUUAUACCCAUCGAGUUUCCUCUAGAGAGCUUAGUUGUUCUUGAGAUGACAUAUAGCAGCUUGAAACAAGUUUGUGAGGAAACAAAGUUUUUCAAAUCACUGAAAAUCCUCAAUGUCAGUCAUUCCCAUGGGCUUACUAGUACCCCUAAUUUCUCAAAGUUGCCUAAUCUUGAGAGAUUGAUCUUUAAAGAUUGCAUAAAUUUGAUUGAGGUUGAUGAAUCGAUUGGAGAAUUGGAGAGACUAGUUCUGGUGAAUCUAAAAGGUUGCAGAAAACUCAAAUCACUUCCAAAGCUUCCAACGAGUUUAAAUUACUUGGACAUACGCAAUUGCAGGUCAAUGGAAAUGGUAGCAAAUUUACCAAACAUGUUGGGUUCACUGCUGUUUAUCAUGCUCGGUUGUGGCAAACUAGUUCAAGUCGAGGGAGUGUUCAAGUUAGAACCCAUAGGAACUGUUGAUGCAGAAAUUAUCAACAUUUUGGGCUUGUCCAACUUCGAAUUACUAGGAAAUGUCAAGGUGAAUUUGUACAGUAACAUGACAUUUACAGAAAGGAAAGUUCGCCUCCAGGGGCUCUAUGAAUUUGGAAUGUUUAGCACAUUUCUUCCAGGGAAUGAGGUUCCAGUCUCGUUUAGCCAUAAGAGCACCGAGUCUUCAAUAUGUUUUAACAUGCCUUCAAUUCCUAAUCUCGAGGUUCAAGGCUUGAAUGUAUGUGUUGUCUAUGCACAUGCUGACCGCCGACAUUCCAGUUAUAUGAGAGAAAUGUAUUGGAAUCUGUUAUAUGUUACAAGUAGCAAUGAGACCAAGGGUCUGAGUUGUACAUAUAGGCCAACCUUCAUAGGAAUUCCGGAUGACAACAAACAUAUGAUAUGGUUAUGCCACUGGAAGCUGGGGAAUACGUUGGAAGUCGGCGACACAAUGAAAGUUUCAGUAGGUUCAUGGGCUUAUUUGAAGAUAAAGGAAUUCGGAAUCGAUGUUGUGUACGAGCAUAAAAAGAAUGGCAUCUCAAACAACACCAAUGUUCGUUGUCAAGAAGAAGUCAAUGAUGGAGCGCUGUCAACAUAUCACUUGGGAGGCAACUCCCUAUGCAAUUUUAUCCAUCAAAAACGCUUCACAGGUAAAGAUAGCAGUUAACACAAGAACAUGCAACUGUUUAUUAGCAAUUCCAAGGCUAAGAAAUAGACUGCAAGACAUUUGAAAUCCCAAGGUAAAGAUUGCGCAAGUCCUGGUAUUUCAUUCCAAGAUAUUCUUUUAUCCUGUGGGUAGCAGCUAGAAAUUGACUGCGAACUAUGGAUCUUCUAGUGCAGUGCGGAGUAGCUCAGAAUGAUAUAUGUAUCUUAUGCAGAGGAAGCUAAACUGUGAAUUAUCUGUUUUUUCAGUGAUCUUAUUCUCCCAAGGUUUGGAAUAUACUUGCCUCAGUGGAGGGAUUGCCUCGAACUCAUACCCUAAAUUUGAAUAAUUCCCUAUCUCGUGGACACAUUCACAAAUGGUUUUAUUUUCUUGUGACUGCAAAUAAUACUUAUGAUGGCUACAGAAGGAUAAAAGACAAUGCCAUGAAAAUUAUAUUACCAAAACUUUGUAAAUGAUGAGAUAUUGUGGCACAGGACUAUAGUAGUUUGCCGGCUAGAUCCCAUCAUAACUUUGAUAGAGAUUUGUAAGUACAACGUCUGCUUUAGGAAAUAUUUUUCAUGUUUCUUGUUCUUUUGGUUUAAUUUACAUGUACUAGUUCUGUUGAUGGAAGAAAAGAAAACCUAAACUUAAGCUGAUCUCCUUUUCAUGAUUUGGCAAUGAAGAGAGAAAGUAUCCUGGCUAACAAGCUAAUGCUAAAUGUUCUUUUUAUGUUCUUCUA